Molecule: messenger RNA, 1098 nt
Organism: Vombatus ursinus (common wombat)
Lineage: Eukaryota; Metazoa; Chordata; Mammalia; Diprotodontia; Vombatidae
Gene: RNASE4
Product: ribonuclease A family member 4
Exons: 4
Coding region: 168-599 (143 amino acids)
Molecular function (GO): nucleic acid binding; RNA nuclease activity
Source: RefSeq, a predicted model, not a curated record
UCCAUUUCCGCCUUACUGGAGGAAGAAACAGGCCUGUUGUUCAACAUCACACAGUAUCAGUAUCAUAUCUGUUUCACGAAAGGAGUGUGGACCUGACCAGGAGGUUUCAUUAGGGUCAUCUGCAGCAAUCUCAACAAACAAAGGGGCCCCUAGAUAGGCAGAAGAUAAUGGCCAUGCAGGGCAUCCGAUCAUUGCUGCUGCUGUUGGCCUUGCUUGGCCCAUGGCUGGUGCAGCCCUCUUCUGGCCAGAGUCGGAAGUACCAACAGUUCCUGCGACAGCAUGUGGACCCUUACAGUGAAGGUGGUGACGCUACGUAUUGCAACCAGAUGAUGCACAGGAGGCGGAUGACUGUGCCAAAGUGCAAGCCCGUUAACACCUUCAUCCAUGAGGACAUUUGGAACAUCAACAGUAUCUGCCAUACCACUGAGAUCAAAUGCAAGAAUGGCAAAAUGAACUGCCAUGAAGGCAUCAUGAAGGUCACAGAUUGUAGAGUGACAGGUGGCUCAACUUCCCCAAACUGUAGAUACCGGGUCACGGCUGGAACCAGGCAUGUUGUCAUUGCCUGUGAGAAUUUAGAGCCUGUGCACUUCGAUGGCUAAGAUCCAUCCUGCUGGCUUUACCCUCAGCCAAAGUUCCCACUUUCUUAUUGUCUGCUAGUGAAAGAUGGGAGCUGUCCUGGGCCCUAUUCCCUAGAAUCCUCUGCUUAUUCUCCUAUAACUGGUCCAUGACUUCGUAUACUUGACCCUAAAGGAAGAGAAACAAAGUCUGCAAAAGAGCUGGGUUAUAUCCCCUAAUAAACCUCCUUGUAUAGUUGUGGAAGGGUUAAAUCUUCUUUUUCCUGUCCUCUUGACAGGAGAAAGGAUGAAUAGUGAUACCUUUAUAUAUAUAUGUCACAUCUUCCUUUCCAAAACAUUUUUUAACAUGUCAUUUCAUCGUGUGAUUGUCAUAAUACCCCCAAUAACACUAAUGUACCAGAGGUGUCAUAUACUAGGCCCAUGGGCCACAUGUAGCCUGUAACGCUCCUGAGUGUGGACGAAACUAGAUUAAAAUGUAAUUGGGAAAUGUUUAAUAAAAUAAAUAAAAAUACAAUCAAACAUA